AUGGAUAGGUCUAUACGCGCUCCGCGCGUAAGAGCGUUCUCACGCAAGACUCGUACCGGCUGUCUCACGUGUAAGAAACGACACAAGAAAUGCGACGAGGAGAAACCCACUUGUAAGAGAUGCAAGGAUGGAGGGUAUGUUUGCGAUGGAUAUACGCCCCAAUCAAAGGCUGUCACGACAAAGACGCAGAGCCGCUCUCUGCCAAUUCUGGCUGCCAAGGUGUCGACUCCGGCGGUGCCUCUGCUACCGGGCGAUACGCUCGAGUCGAAUUACUACGUUUACUUCUUCUCUGAUAUCAUCAACCAGUUGGAGAUCACACCGUAUCUGAACAGGGAGUUCUGGAAGAGGAAUAUUCUUGUUCCGAGUCAAAGUAGCGAAUGCGUUCGACAUGCGGUCCUGGCUUUGGGGGCGACGCAUUGGCAGUAUUCAGUGCAGAACCAAUCAUCCGCGGCGUCGCUUGAUCGAUUCGUUUUGAAGCAUUACAAUGAAGCUAUUGCGAAACUCACAAGCAACCAAGAGUCGCCGCCGGAAAUGUCAACGGUCUUGACGUGUUGCAUAUUAUUCGUUAUUCUUGAGAGUCUCCGUGGGGACUUUGGCGAAGCAGUUCGACAUCUCGAGUCCGGGACUAGAAUCCUGACAAACCACGUCCCAAAAACAUACUUCCCCAACCGCGAUUUCGAAGAACUAGCUGCAAUAUUUCACGCAAUCGCCGCCCAAGUCGCCAUCUUCUCGCCCGAGCGUGUCUUUCCCGACGUGACGCAUCUCUUAAUGCCAGCGGGGGAAAAGCAGAAGAGAAUCGAGGGAGAAUUCAGAAAUCUUGAUGAAGCAGAAGAUGUCAUGAAUCAGUUUGACGACAUGGUGUCCCAUAUUUCCUGGGAUCUUGAUCAGGAAUGGGAGAAUGAAGACUCAGAGUGUAAUACGCAAUGGUCGAUGUUACAAGAGAACGUACAAACUUGGAAAUGCCAGUUCGACAUUCUCGUGAAGAAGUUGUCAGCUGGCAAAGAGCCUAUUGACAGCGAAAAGGUUCUUAACCUGAGGAUACAGCAUAAACUUUGGGAACUUCUCAUUGAAGAACAAUCCUGCGUUGACGAAGACGUCGAAGCUCAUCUUGAUCCCGCUGAGUGCAACAUUCUGCUUGAUCAACUGGAAAAGUUAUGGUGUAACCCAUCCCGACCACGCUUCGGUCUCAAAAUCGACCUUACCGCCGCUCUAUUCCAACUCUACGUGUACUGCACGGACGAAAAUGUUCGACACAGGAUUAUCUUCAUGCUGAGAGCGCAGAGCAGGAGGGAGAUCAUCUGGGACAGUGGCCAGUUAGCGGAUUUUCUGGAAAACGACAUGGUGUUGCGAGCUGUUGGGCUACAGACGGAGCGAUGGCCUGAGAUAGGACCCUCAGCUAAUGACGGAGCAUUGUUGGUGUUUCGCCCAAAGAGCUCAAGGGAAAGCUCCGAAUCUUAA
This is a messenger RNA of Fusarium fujikuroi IMI 58289, 1458 nucleotides long. RefSeq lists its product as uncharacterized. Gene Ontology annotation, biological process: regulation of DNA-templated transcription. The coding region runs from base 1 to 1458 and encodes 485 amino acids. Gene Ontology annotation, molecular function: DNA-binding transcription factor activity, RNA polymerase II-specific; zinc ion binding. The record is from RefSeq and is a predicted model, not a curated record. NCBI's taxonomy places the organism in Eukaryota, Fungi, Ascomycota, Sordariomycetes, Hypocreales, Nectriaceae. The transcript has 2 exons.